Molecule: messenger RNA, 1094 nt
Organism: Ilyonectria robusta
Lineage: Eukaryota; Fungi; Ascomycota; Sordariomycetes; Hypocreales; Nectriaceae
Exons: 1
Coding region: 34-1086 (350 amino acids)
Source: RefSeq, a predicted model, not a curated record
CCCAAAACUGCGCGGACAUCGACGCGCAACACCAUGGAGGCACGCCGCGACUCACUUCAGGCAUAUUUUGCCUCGCCGAAUGCCACCUUGAGGCCUAUCAUGACGUCACUAAACGGGGACAACUCGUGGCUGAUCUCGCUCCCGCGUCCGCCUGCUGACGGUGCGGGACGGGUUUACUACCAUGUUGUGUUUGAACCGUGGCUGGCUGGGCCAACGAGCCAGAUUGCUUCUUGGUUCAUCGGUAUUACUUUACCAGAGGUGCCGAAGAUAGCAGAUCCAGAGGCUAUUGAGGCUGUUAUUCGUCAGAUCGAAGAAGCUGCCGCUGGGCCCGUCGCGGACAGCAAGCUGACAACAGCGGGGCCAGAAGGAGACUACGGUGGCGGUAUUGAUGCGAUUCUCUUGGAGUUUCACUUCCUUGACCACGUCCAUGAAGCAACCCUCCGCCUAUUCAACGAGAACAUUCCCAUCAUCGCAACCCCGGAGGCCACUAACGUGGUAAAGCCUUGGAAUCACUUCAAGACUAUUACGACGAUUCAAGACCUCAGUGCUUCGUCCAAGACCUGGCGGGACCCUGCCCUGCAUCCUGGGGACCCAGUACCGUCGUGGUUCACACCUAUCCGUAUACCCGGUCAUUCAGAACUCAACUUUUGCACUGCCUUGGUGUGGACCCACGUUGCUGACGAUGGAAGGGAAGUUCACGAAGCCAUAAUCAAUUCCCCACACGGCACGCGCCUUGACGAGGGACCGUUGCAAGCGUUUCUGGAUGCGGAGCCUCCAACAGUGAAACUGGCCAUGCUUCAUGGGCUGAAAGAGAGUCAUACGGCGGGAUGGAAGACGACAUUCGGAGUCAAAGGCGGGCUUGCAUUGUAUCGGAGACUUGGAGGUGUCAAGUACUGGCUUCUCUCACAUCACUCGGCUCUUGUGUAUAGCGGCAUUUUCAUGCGGCUUUCGAGAACUAUUGACACAGCACGGACGAUGGAAUGGGCACUUGAUGAGGAGAAGAAGACGAGCCAACAGAGCGAGCAAGAUUUACCCAAGCCAAAGACGGUUGAAGUGGAGAAUGGUGGGUGUUUUAUUUUGGAGUGAUGUGCGGG